This is a messenger RNA of Merops nubicus (carmine bee-eater), 1847 nucleotides long. It is a transcript of the gene PHF6, whose product is annotated as PHD finger protein 6. The record is from RefSeq and is a predicted model, not a curated record. Lineage: Eukaryota; Metazoa; Chordata; Aves; Coraciiformes; Meropidae. Gene Ontology annotation, cellular component: nucleus. Bases 1 to 1098 code for a protein of 365 amino acids. The transcript is spliced from 10 exons.
AUGACCAGCUCAGUUGGACAGAAAAAAGUCUCUUCAAGACAAAGGAAGUGUGGUUUUUGUAGAUCUAAUAAAGAUAAUGAAUGUGGACAAUUAUUGAUGUCAGAAAACCAGAAGGUGGCAGCACAUCACAAGUGUAUGCUGUUCUCAUCUGCACUGGUAUCUUCACACACUGAUAAUGAGAGUCUUGGUGGAUUCUCUAUUGAAGAUAUUCAGAAAGAAAUAAAGAGAGGCACUAAACUGAUGUGCUCUUUAUGCCAUUGUCCUGGGGCGACCAUUGGCUGUGAUGUGAAAACAUGUCACAAGACAUAUCACUACUACUGUGCUUUGCAUGAUAAAGCUCAGAUAAGAGAGAAACCUUCACAAGGCAUUUACAUGAUUUUAUGUCGAAAACACAAGAAAACUACGCAUAACUCUGAAGCAGAUUUAGAAGAAAGUAUCAAUGAACACGAGUUGGAGCCUUCACCUCCCAAAGGAAAGAGGAGGGGUCGUAAGGGAAAGCCAAGAAAAACAAAUUUAAAAGGGCAAUCAGAAGACACUAGAUCUACGUCCUCACAUGGCACAGAUGAAAUAGAAAGCAGUUCCUAUAGAGACAGGUCUCCCCACAGAAGCAGCCCCAGUGAUACAAAACCUAAAUGUGGAUUCUGUCAUGCAGGUGAAGAAGAAAAUGAAGCUAGAGGAAAGCUUCAUAUAUUUAAUGCCAAAAAGGCUGCAGCACACUAUAAGUGCAUGUUGUUCUCUUCUGGCACUGUCCAGUUAACAACAACUUCAAGGGCAGAAUUUGGUGAUUUUGAUAUCAAAACUGUACUUCAAGAAAUCAAGAGAGGAAAAAGAAUGAAAUGCACACUUUGCAGCCAGCCUGGUGCUACUAUUGGGUGUGAAAUUAAAGCCUGCAUAAAAACAUACCAUUACCACUGUGGAGUAGAAGACAAAGCUAAAUACAUUGAGAAUAUGUCACGGGGAAUUUAUAAACUCUAUUGUAAAAACCAUAGUGGAAAUGAUGAAAGAGACGAAGAGGAUGAAGAAAGAGAAAGUAAAAGCCGUGGCAAAUCAGGCACUGACCAUAAUGACAUUCCUCAGCAGCAGCUCAAUGGAAACUAGGUUCAAGGGACAGAGUUAUAGAACUGGGAAUGGCUAAGACAUCAUAACUACUAAUACUUUUAAAUUGUUUUCUAAAAUCAGAAAAGGGUUAGUAACUUUUUACUACCCAGCUCUGUUAGAAAUUUCAUUGAACUGCCUGAAACGUUCAUGUGUGUGAGCCUUCAGUAAGUGGCAGAGUUUUACAUGUCAAUAUUAUGUAGUUUGUAGUCUGCAGUGUCUGGAAAAAAAAUGAAACACUAUAUAAAUGAUAUGUAAUAUGUACAGUGUCAAAAGUUAAGGCAGACAUUGAAAUGAAGUAAGAUCUAUAUUUCUGGACUGAAUAAAAACCUUAAGAUUUGGAAUGUGUAAGUUGUUUAGUGGAUUCAUGCAACGAGGGAAGGUCUUAGCUAGUUUAAUUAAUGGCAUGGACAAGCUCGUGGCGGCAGCCAGCUGGUGCUGUGUGACUUUGCUGCGGAGGCUGCCGGAGGGAGAGGCGGGGGGGAGAGCCGCCGCUGGGCUGGCUGGCGGAGCGCACGGCAGAGGGACUGGUGCCGCCGGAGCAGGCGGGAGCUCUGCAGCUCUUCCCGUGGCCUCGCUCCUUCCGCCCGGCAUCGCUUGCGGGAGAUUACUUGAGCAGCUGUUGGUUCUGAGCUGUGAGCUUUAGAACUCAUGCCAAAGGGCUGUAGUUCAUUCUUUCCCCAACGACCCACCUCUUUCUGUGUCCCUGAUCUGCAGAGAACACUUCAGCAAGUGUGAUUAAAACCUUACUA